GAACUGAUUUGCGUCACUGUUAGUGUUCGUCACUGAGAAAGCUGUUCAGCUUGGAAAUCAUAGCAAUGCGAACUAAAAACUAAAAUAAGAAAAACAAACGAAAAAUUGAAAAACAAAAGAAAAACAAGGAAAGUGAAAACCGCACUGGAGACUCGGCCCGUUAUCCGACCUUGAACCUCGCCUGCAAGGGAUAGGUUCACCGAGUGUGUUGCCCAGCUGACCGGUUUCACUUUUUAUGUCGAACGGGAAUCCAAAGUAAAAAAAGCGCGGGAUCCAGAGUAAAAAAAAAAGUUGUCUUGUGACGUCACUUGGGGUUGGGGUAUAAAUAGGAGGCGUUUCGGGAUGUUGGCCAUUCAGGAUUCUACCGCGGGACAAAAUGAAUGCCAAGGUCGCGCUUCUGCUCUCCCUGCUGGCUGUGGCUGCCACUGACACCCAGCCUGCUUACUCCUACGACGCCCCCUCGUCGGAGGAAUCGGCGGAGGCCAAGUACGACUUCCAGUGGGCCGUGAAGGACGACUACUCCGGCAACGACUUCGGCCACCAGGAGUCCCGCGACGGCGACGACACCCAGGGCUCGUACUACGUGCAGCUCCCCGACGGCCGCCUGCAGAAGGUCACCUACUACGUGGACGGCGACUCCGGCUACGUGGCCGAGGUCAGCUACGAGGGCGAGGCUCGCUAUGACUCCGUCGAGUCCCGCGAGGACGUCUACGCCCCACCCAGGCCCGUGUACGGCUGAGGACGCUGCUCUCCCUUCUCGCUCCCUGAAGGACGCUGCUCUCCCUUCUCGCUCUCCCUGAAGGACGCUGCUCCUCCUUCUCACUCAUUCAAAGGACGCUGAUCCUUCUUGCUCUCUCUAAAUGCAUCUCCUUCUCGCUCUCCAAGGGAUGCAGUUUCUUCAUUUCACGCGCCAUCGUCUUCGAGGCGGAUGCUGCUCGUCCAUCUCUGUCCGGAGAGGAUGCUGCUAGUCAUGAUCUCUUGGGUUUUACGAACUGAUUACAAAACCUGUUGUGUAAGAUAGAUGCUGUUGUCUGCGUGAUGGCAUCAUCCUCACAUUAGUAUGAUAAUAUGUGCAAUAAAAUAUAUUUUUGCAA
This is a messenger RNA of Penaeus monodon (black tiger shrimp), 1094 nucleotides long. Its product is annotated as pro-resilin-like. The record is from RefSeq and is a predicted model, not a curated record. The transcript is spliced from 3 exons. Gene Ontology annotation, cellular component: extracellular matrix. The coding region runs from base 377 to 739 and encodes 120 amino acids. NCBI's taxonomy places the organism in Eukaryota, Metazoa, Arthropoda, Malacostraca, Decapoda, Penaeidae.